CCACCCAGGCUGGCUCUGUCUUCUGCCACCUCGCUGCCAGCUGUGACCCACCCCAGCCGUGCCCUCGCCAUGGAGAAGAUCCUCGCCCUCCUGCUCGUCAUCCUGGCGGUGACCUACGCAGUUCCGGACCCCCGGGGAAUCAUCAUCGCCUUGGACGACGGCGAGCUCUGUUUGAACAGCCUCCAGUGCAAGAGCAAGUGCUGUCACCGCGACACUGGUUUGAGCCUGGCCCGCUGCGCACCCAAGGCCAGCGAGAACAGCGAGUGCUCUGCCAAGACGCUCUAUGGAGUCUACUACAAGUGUCCUUGCGAGCGGGGCCUGACCUGCGAGGGGGACAAGACCAUCGUGGGCUCCAUCACCAACACCAACUUCGGCACCUGCCUCGAUGCCGGGCGCUCCAGCUCCAAGCAGUGAGACCGCCCUUCCAGCCCGCGCUCAGCCCAGCUCGCUGCGGGACCCAGGCCCAGGCCUUGGCUCGUCCUCCACGCCUCUCCUCGUCUGGCCGCCUCCUUGACCAGCGCCCCUGUUUUCCGAUUGGGCUCUUGGCAAUUAAAGCCCUCCUGCAACCUUC
This is a messenger RNA of Tupaia belangeri chinensis (Chinese tree shrew), 571 nucleotides long. It is a transcript of the gene CLPS, whose product is annotated as colipase. The record is from RefSeq and is a predicted model, not a curated record. Gene Ontology annotation, molecular function: enzyme activator activity; lipase binding. Gene Ontology annotation, biological process: digestion; lipid catabolic process; response to food. Bases 70 to 414 code for a protein of 114 amino acids. The transcript is spliced from 3 exons. Gene Ontology annotation, cellular component: extracellular region. Lineage: Eukaryota; Metazoa; Chordata; Mammalia; Scandentia; Tupaiidae.